AACCCCAUUUAGUGUUCAUGCGCGAAAAACGAAAUUUUUUAUCUGCUAUAUAUCAAAAUCAGAGAGUCGGUGUCAGUACGAAAUCUACACUAGAGCACAAAUUUCUUUUCAACAUAAUCUUUUCAAAAUAUUUUAUGGGAAAUCAGUAAACCCCAUUCCUAUUUUCAAUAGAAAAAGUGUUCACCUAACUGGAAAAAACACUAACGCAAAAUCUAUCUGGUUUUUUCUCUUAAGUUCCUUCAAAUAAAACUCAUAAUUUCUACAUAAUCAGCACGAAAACAAGCCUGUAACAUUAUAAUGCUUGCCAUCUAAAAAAAAGCUUCGAUUUUUCUCAUCUAUGUUGUGCUUUGGAUAUUUUUCGCAUGACGUGCAUAACUGGAACACACGGAUUAUUUUCUAAAUGGCCGCAAUUUUUGCAACGGUGUUACGCUGAUAUUACUAUGUAAUGCUUGAAUAUUUGUGAAUCGUUUAAUUAAAUACAGGGAAAACAUUAAUAAGAAUCUAAUCCAUAAACUUUAAGUGUUGUGAUUGUCGAUACAAUUAAGACGAAUAAUAAUUAAGAGCUUUUACGGUAACCACUAACUAGGUAAACUGUUUAAGCGAAAUGCAAAUUUUCUAAAUAAUCUUUUUUCGUGUAUCGACAACAAAAUGAAACGUUAUAUGUAAGAUUCGUGUGGUCAAGUGUUUUUAAAAGGAAACUUUUUUUGUGUAUAUAAGUAUCGUCAUAUGUAUACCUGUAUUACAGUUUUAGCGUGAGGUGUGCUCCUUCAUGUGUGCCACUUAAGAAAAUAUGAAUCCAUUUCAAUCGGCUUGACGGGUUCAUAUUGAUGUUGGAUUAUGUGUUAACAUUAAUUGGUUGUUAUGUGUAGGAAACAUUUAUACAUUAAGCAGUCGUGAAACAGACAAAUCGAAAACUGAAUUUUUGCAGCAAUGUGUGCACUAAUCGAGAGAAUCGAAUGUGAGAUAUUGCGAUCGGUAAAACGAAUUUAUCAAAAGUUUGUUUUGCAUAAUGACUUUAAAUAGUUGAUUUUAAUUGGAGCGGACUAUCUUCUUCAGUAAUUCGAAUCAAUUACUCUAUGUGUUAAAUCGAAAAAUUCAUAUUCUAAUCUGCACCAUGUCUUGAAUGUAUACAACCACAACACACACUUAUCACAUUAAUAAAGUGUCAAUCCUGUAAUGUUAGCUAAUGUAUGGUCUAAUAGCUCAUUAAUGGUCGUUUCAUCACAUCACCAGAUAAAAUAUUUAUUGAAAUGGCAAAGAUGAUAACACCCGUUACAUAUCCGGACUGGAAUUGGAACAGUGUCGUGCAUAGAUUUUGCUACGUAAUAUCGACAUUGACAAGGUGUCGUAAACUAUCAAUUUUAUCUGGAAGACAUUGUCACCGUCGUCGUCAUCAUCGUCACUAUUGUUGUUGCUAUUACAGAAAGGGAUUCGAUUAUGUGCUGUUCAUAGUGCUUUGUUGUUAUUUAAUUAAUUGUAAAUUAAUUGCGGCUGAUACUAGUCUUAAGUCGAGCGCUCAAAUUGUGGAAAAGAAAGUAAAUCGUUUCGAUGGCGAAACUGCACAUCUUCUGGCAGCAGCUGAUGAAGAGGAAUAUGACGAUGAAGAAAUAGACGAAUAUCAAUUGUUAAUAUCGAAUAAAUCUGCCAAAGGAAUGUAUAUUGGAGCACCAUGUGACGAAUCUUGCAACUCAAAUCUGCUUCACGUACAUUGCGACGAAACGACUAAAUUAUGUGGCUGUGAACGUAACUAUCCGGUAAAACUUGGAUUGACGAAAGGAUGUGCAAUGCCGAAAAAAUUGGGAGAACAGUGCUGGUGGCAUCAAACAUGUACGUACAACGAUGCAAAUAGCCUCUGUGUUCAAGUCAAGCACAAUGCUCUCUGCUCGUGCUUACCCGGCUAUCAUUCGGUAACUUAUACAAAGCCUUCAAAGCGUGUUUUUUGUACACAAGAUCUCUCUGUGCUCACUUCGGAUCUUCCGACUUUGUUGGGUGUAUCAACGGGGAUAGCUGUUUUAGCAGGCCUUAUAUGUAUGGUUUUACAUUUGUUUAGUAAAACUAAAUAUCCACGACAUCGAAACUAUGGUGAUGCAAAUAUGCCGCCACCGAUAAUGUACUCAACAGACACAGUACACUCGGCAAGACCAUCAUCACGUAGCAGUUUAAGAUCGAGCAAUUCUAUCGGUUCGUAUACAAAUCGACGUCCAUCAAGUGCUCCACAGUCUGGUUCGAAAGGAAUUCUCGUUUCGACGUCUCGAUCAGGUUCACGAAGACCAUCUCUAGCAUCUGUUCAUAGCACAAGUUCGUCAAUCAAAAGCUAUAGCAUGAUUCGCAUCGAAAAAGAAUUACAACAAAAAGAGCUCCGACAAGAUAUGAAAUUACGUUUAGCUAGGCUUCAACAACAGCAACAUCAACAGCAAAUGAAACCGCAUAUUAUGAUCAGUGAUCCAUUACUGCACGGUGUCAUAUCGAAAAAUGCUUUAUCAUCUCCCAGCCCAAUUACACCGAAUUCAACUGAUGAAUUACUACCGUCUGUUGAUGAAACACUAGAGCUUUCACCACCAGAGUCGAUCAUAGCUUCGAACAAUGCUUCAUAUAUAGGACCGUGCUCAUCAAAUGAAGCUUUACUAAAUUAACCUUUCAGAAACGGCUAUCGACCACGACAUAAAAUAAGCGAUGAGCUUUUAGCUAAUGUCCUCUUGUAUUGCAAAAAAUUUUGUAUUCAACACGACGCGAUACUUUGAUCAGAAGAAAUAUUUAACAGAAUUAAUGACUGUGUCGUGUUAACGCUUGUGGCUUCUGAAAGGGUAAAUUACUUUGAGAUAUUAUUGAAAAUGUAAGCAUUUAACACAAAUAGAUUUUGUAUUCAACCACAACUGGUAUUGCUAAGCUUAAGGCCUUGAUAUAGGAGAAAUUGUGUAAAACAAUAAGUGUUAUAUUUACGGAUGUUUCAAUAGUUUAUCAACAAUCUUUCAUCGACAGAGAGAAGAUUUAUAGAAUAAAAAGUAAAUUUAUUGGAACAAACAUAUCGAAACUAAAAAGUUGAAAGAAGUUGAACUGACCAAAUGAAUUUAUUUGUUCGUAAAGUUUUGUGUAACAAAGUGAUUCCAUCAACAAUCGUAAACGCAUUUUCUUGAGUCAUCUCUUCACUUGCAACAUCCUUCUUUUCAAUGAUCUUGUGACUUGCUCAAACAUUUACUGCGUUGGGCGUCACACUUACAAUCAGGAUCACACUUGCAUUUACAGCUAGUUCCACAAUUGCAUUGACAAUCUGUUUCAAAUAGAUUAAUGCAAAGUUAGGUUCUGAAUGGAUAUUAUUCAAUAAAUCGUUUCAGUGAAAAUGUACUCACUUGUUCCACAACAUUUGCAAGUCAUUAUGAUUUUAUUUCUUUCGUUUUUAUCUUAUGAGUUUAAAGGAAUACACAAGUUGAUGUACGUACAGCAGUACACUAAGGACAACUUUUGUGAUCGUUAUCGUUUAAUUACUAAAGCCAGAUUCCAGCUAUUGACUCCGGGAACGUUGCAAUGUGUGCAUGUGCAUUACUUCUAUUCGAAAGAUAUGGAAACAGUAUGUUGAUGCUGACGGCAAAGAUAAUAAUUUUUGUUCAAGUCAACAGUGUCAUAUGAGUGCUUGUGUGCAAAAUAAACAAACUGAAGAAUACCAUUGGUAUGACGCACUGUACUACGUACAGAAUUAUCAUAAGAGCGAUAAUGAUUUUAUCUAAAGUUUGAAGAACUUCUGAUGAAAGUAACAGUUGCAGUGAUUAUUCCGUGAUAAGAUUGUCGUUGAGGAUGGUGAAGAAUUUAUUGAGAAGUCCCUGAAUGAAAUGAAAGUUUGUAGGAGUGACAAAACUGUUUUCAGUUUGUUAAAAUUCUUUUGAAUCAUAUUGAGCAGGGACCAGUUCAAUCAAACAUAAUUGGUCGAAAUGUAGAAUUGGUCAAUGUAAUGCCUUGAAUGUUAAAUAUGGGUAGCGGAUGGGAAUUAUUAAUUGUUGAUAAACGUAUUUGCACAUCGUAAAUACCAAAAAUGAUUAUUGUAAGUGUUGUAUAACGAAUUUAAUGUUUCUGAUUACAAUGUAAUUAAUUAUCAAGUUACGGAUCUUGCACAGUCCCACUUGAAAAUGAAUGGAUGUUUUGAAAUGAGAAGUUAGAUAAAGAAGGAAAGAGAAGAUCGGAAUAUAAUGUGACUACGAGGGGCGGAGAAUUGCGGAAUUCCCUAGACAAGUAUUAUUUUACUAAAAGACAGUUUUGCUAGUGAUGUCCCCAAACAUAAAAUAAUUUGCUCUGGAAUUUCAAAGGAUUUUUUCAAAAAUUUUGAGGUUUCAAGCGUCCUUUUUUAAUUUCUGAAGAUUUUAAAGACAAAAAAUUCCACGUCUAUCUGAAGUAAUUAGACACUUACAGACCUGCAACGAAUCACAUAAAUUAUGGAACCUCAUUGUCAGAAGAUUUCAUUUAAACAUAUCAUUCGGCUAUCCGCCUCUUGCAGCGUAUAAAUUGUCAAUGUAACUUGAAGUGGAAGUACCAAACCGACUAAUAUUUCCUUUUUAUUUUUGUUUAAAAAAAAUAUUUAUCGGUCCAUGAAUGUUUAAAACAAAAUCUAAUUUACCACAGUCUGAUAAUACCAGAAUAACUAGCACAGUCCCUAAAUUAUUUAUCGAACAACGUGCGUUUAAAAUAUAAUGUAAAAACAAUCUAUAAUCAAUUCCGAAUUUCUGUAAUUUGUAUUGCUUUUCCAUUUAAAUAGAACCGAACAGAAACUAAAAACUUAUAAACGAAAUGAUAAUAAGAAAUUUUAGCAAAUAACGUUAAAUAAAGAAAAUUAUAAUCUAAAUGAAAACGAAAUACAUUUGUACUCAUCCGCAAACCGAAAUAAAGUAAACUAACUAACCACAUAAUCAAAUAAAAUAAAAUCAGAUGCAUAGUCAAAAUAGUUUCUUAAAGUUUUGCAAUGACUCUUGAUUACAUUACUUCACUACUUAAAAACUUAAAACUAAAAAAUUAAUUGAAAUUGAAACCGCAGAAGCUCUUAAAACGAACUUUCACUAUUUAUUCAACUACAGACUAAGUUUUUACCCAAGUCCCUAGUUUUGCAAUUUAAGUUUAGACAAUUUAUUUUGGCAUCCUACCGGUCGUAAGUGGAAGAUUGAUGUAAUGCAAAAAAGAAGAAAAAGAUAAUAGCAAACAAAUUGCUAGUGUCGACCAUUCAUAUCAAAGCCCAUUUGUGUACUUUUAGAGACGUUAAUUGAGAAAAAUUAUAUGGACAAUAUUCCACAUUUGGUUUCAUCUCUUUCGUUAGAUAAAUAAAACUAUGGAAAUAAAGAAAUAAAAAUGUUAAUUUUCAUAGUCGGAAUUACUCCCUUUAGUCCAUUGGUAUGUUAGACUUUGAUUCGAUUUUAGUUAAACUGUGUAAAAAGUAUAUAGACUGAAAUAAAAUUAUAAACAAAAA
Molecule: messenger RNA, 5443 nt
Organism: Bradysia coprophila
Lineage: Eukaryota; Metazoa; Arthropoda; Insecta; Diptera; Sciaridae
Source: RefSeq, a predicted model, not a curated record